This is a messenger RNA of Gavia stellata (red-throated loon), 2049 nucleotides long. Its product is annotated as zinc finger protein 883-like. The coding region runs from base 1 to 2049 and encodes 682 amino acids. The record is from RefSeq and is a predicted model, not a curated record. Lineage: Eukaryota; Metazoa; Chordata; Aves; Gaviiformes; Gaviidae. The transcript is spliced from 5 exons.
AUGCAGGAGAGCUACGAGAGCGUCAUCUCCCUGGCCGAAGAAAUCGCCAUCAGUUGGCCACGGAUCACCGCCUUCGCCGAAUCGCACCGGAGGAGAGGCUUGGUGUCUGACGAUGGGUUGUUGAGCGAGAACGAAGAGGAAGACCCACCACCCGGCGAGCUGGAGAAGGUGGACGCCGAGGGGACGCCGGCGGGGAAGCCCAAGGGGGGCAGCCCCACUGGUGGAGAGGGGACAAAGCCCGGCGACGGUCCCCAAAAACCGGAGAACCAGCCCAGAAAGCCAUCGGGCAAGCGACAGGGUAAAUCGGGCCACCGAGGCUUCAAGAAAUUCCCCCCACGGAGCUUGCUCGGCCACGGCCGUUGCCACGACUGCGGCAAAGCUUUGGCUUUCGGUUCAGCCUUCACCAAACGCCGGCGAGGGACCGAACGACCCCAUAAAUGCCCCGAAUGCGGGAAAUGUUUUCGGCUCAGCUCCACCCUCAUCACCCACCAACGCCGGCAUGCCAGCGAUAAACCCUACAAGUGCCCCGAUUGCGGCAAGACCUUCAGCGUUGGUUCGGCGUUCAUCCAACAUCAACGAGUGCAUGCCGGCGCCGGUGCCGGCGCGGCGCCUUGCCAAUGCGGCGUCUGCGGGAAGAGUUUCCCGGCCAGCGCCAGUUUGGUGAAGCACCAAAAAUUACACCUGGAGGAAAAACCCUACAAAUGUGGGGAUUGCGGGAAGGGUUUCAACUGGAAUUCCCAUCUGGAGCGGCAUCGACGGAUCCACACCGGCGAAAAGCCUUAUGCCUGCCCGGAAUGCGGGAAGAGCUUCAGUUGGAGCUCCCACCUCGACCGGCAUCGCCGCUCCAAAACCCCUGAGAAGCCCUUGCAGUGCGGUGAAUGUGGGAAGGGCUUCACCAAGAGCGCGGCGUUGGCCAAGCACCGGCGCGCCCACGCCGGCGAGAAGCCCUACAAGUGCGGGGAGUGCGGGAAGGGUUUCGGCUUGAACGCCGCGUUGCUGCAGCAUCAACGGAGCCACGCCGCCGGCAAACCCUACCAAUGCGGUGAUUGCGGUAAGAGCUUUGCCUGGAGCUCCCAUCUUGACCGGCAUCGCCGUAUCCAUAUGGGCGAGAAACCCUACCGUUGCGGGGAUUGCGGGAAGAGUUUCUCCCAAAGUUCCCACUUGGAGAGGCACCAACGCGUCCAUGCCGGCGCCGAGACCCAUAAGUGCAGCGAGUGUGGGAAGAGCUUCACUUACCGGGCGGAGAACGUCAAGCACCAGGGGACGCAGACGGGGGAGAAACCCUAUACCUGCCCCGAAUGUGGGAAGAGCUUCGGGCAAAAUUCGGCGUUGGUGAAGCAUCGCCGGAUGCACACGGGAGAAAAGCCCUACAAGUGCGGGGACUGCGGGAAGAGUUUCAGCGUCCGCUCCAACCUCAUCAAACAUCAACGGACCCACCUUGGCGAGAAGCCCUACAAGUGUCCCGAUUGCGGGAAGGGUUUCAUCCAGAAGUCGGACCUCACCAAGCACCGCCGGAUGCACACCGGGGAGAAACCCUACAAGUGCAACGUCUGCGGCAAAUGCUUCAGCGUCUCCUCCAACCUCAUCAAGCACCAACGCAUCCACCUCGGCGAGAAACCCUACCAAUGCUCCGAAUGCGGCAAGAGCUUCAUCCAACGCUCCGAGCUCACCAUCCACCAACGCGUCCACACCGGCGAGAAGCCCUACAAGUGUCCCGAGUGCGGCAAGUGCUUCAGCCGUAGCUCCCACCUCAACCGCCACCAACGCACCCACGCCGGGGACAAGCCCAAAGCCGCUGCCGCUGCCGCCGCCAAUCCCUCCGGCGCCUUCUCCAGCGCCGCCUUCUCCCCGCCAUUGGGCGGCCCGGCGGCCCCCAUCCCCUCGCUGCCCUCCUUCCCUGCCUCCCCCUCGCCCCUGCCUAUCCCUUCCCUCUCCAGCCCCGCCCUGGACCUGCCGUGGGCCCUGUCCUUCCCCGCCCGCGCCUUCCCCCACCCCUCCUUCCCCUCGGCGCCCGCCUCGGGGGCCCAGACCUCCUCCCUCAUCAACUGA